Sardina pilchardus (European sardine) is the source of this 6313-nucleotide messenger RNA. RefSeq names its product Ets2 repressor factor (gene erf). NCBI's taxonomy places the organism in Eukaryota, Metazoa, Chordata, Actinopteri, Clupeiformes, Clupeidae. Gene Ontology annotation, molecular function: sequence-specific DNA binding; DNA-binding transcription factor activity, RNA polymerase II-specific. Gene Ontology annotation, biological process: cell differentiation; regulation of transcription by RNA polymerase II. The record is from RefSeq and is a predicted model, not a curated record. Gene Ontology annotation, cellular component: nucleus.
CUGACGGGGAGAGAGCGAGCCUACGGAGUGAGUGGAAAAAGAAAAGUCUGUAAAAAGAGAGGGAGAAACUACCUCAGACGGCGAGCUUUUUUCCUGUUCGAACGUGCCAUGUUAUGACUGUGGAAAUGACGUGUGAGUGUUGAAUAUGCAACAUUGUAUCACGACUAAACUGAUUAACAGUGAUACAUUUCUCCAAAUCGUCGUUUGGAUUUUUGUACAAUUCCCUUCUAUCGGCACGUUGGCCUGGGAUUUGCUGGCCCCCAACUUUGCAGUAGUGAGAUUGCUGGCCAGCGGAAAACUAAUCGCCUAAAAGACUCGGAAAGAAACUAGAGAAGGACUAGUUGAAAACAAACGGGGGAGCAGCAGGGGGCCCGAAGUGGAGCGCCCGAGAGCGAAUUGCGGACGUAGAACGAAGAACGAACGGAGCGAGAUCAGCCACGGGAGAAAAGUUUAAAGAGGUGUUUUGCGGUUCUCACCAACAGGAGAGGGAGGGUGGCCGACUUCACCCGAAAAAUUUGUUCGCCGUGCAAGUCAGAGAGCAAAGCACACUCAAAAUGAAAACCCCGGGGGAUACGGGGUUCGCUUUCCCAGACUGGGCCUACAAACCGGAGUCGAGCCCCGGCUCACGCCAGAUCCAGCUAUGGCACUUCAUCCUGGAGCUGCUGCGCAAGGAGGAGUACAACGACGUGAUCGCCUGGCAGGGCGACUACGGCGAGUUCGUCAUCAAGGACCCCGACGAGGUGGCGCGCCUGUGGGGCGCCCGGAAGUGCAAGCCGCAGAUGAACUACGACAAACUCAGCCGUGCCCUCAGAUACUACUACAAUAAGAGGAUCCUUCACAAGACCAAAGGGAAGCGCUUCACCUACAAGUUCAACUUCAACAAGCUGGUCCUGGUCAACUACCCCUUCAUAGACAUGGGCUCAGGCAGCGGAGUCCCCCAGAGCGCCCCCCCAGUGCCGUCCGGCGUGGGCUCCCACUUCCGCUUCCCGCCCUCCACCCCCUCCGAGGUGCUCUCCCCGAGCGAGGAGCUGCGCAGCCCGGGCGUGUUCAGCGCGGUGGCCCGCCGCAUGGCCCGCGGCUCGGUGAGCGACUGCAGCGACGGCACCUCCGUCACCUCCGAGCUGGAGGAGGGCAUCGGCGGCGGCGGAGUCGGCGGCGGCGGCCCCGGCGACGAGCGCGGCGGCGGCCCGGGCGAGCGGGCGUUCCGCAGCCUCCACGACUCGCUGUUCCGCGUCUACGGCCCGCCGCCGGGCGCCCGGGGCCCCCCGCACGGGCCGCCGCAGUCCCACCGCGCGCACCCCGAGAACCUCUCCCCGUUCCCGGUGUCCCCGCUCCCGGGCCCCGGGGGCCUGCUGGGGCCCACCCUGUCGCCGGCGCUGUCCAUGACGCCCAGCUCCCACCUGGCCUACACGCCGUCCCCGUCGCUGUCCCCCAUGCUGGGCUCCCACUUCUCCUUCAACCCGGAGGACAUGAAGCGCUACCUGCAGGCGCACACGCAGAGCGUCUACAACUACCACCUGAGCCCGCGCGCCUUCCUGCACUACCCCAACAUCGUCAUCCCCGCAGCCGCAGCGGCCCAGCGCCAACGCCAACGCCGCCGAGUCCAAGCCGCCGCUGGCUCCGCCCUCCCACUCCCACUCCCACGCUCACGCCCACUCCCACUCCCACGCUCACCUGCCCCUGCACCACGCUCACGGGCACGGGCACGGGCCGCCGGCCGCGGCACCCCCCCCAGAGGAGCCGCGCCUCUCGCCCUUCCAGUUCAAGCUGCAGCCGCCGCCGAUGGGACGCAAGCAGAGGGACGGGCCGCUGGGGAGCUCCUCCUCCUGCUCCUCCGCUGCGUCCGGCUCCGCACACCACAACUCCUCAGGGUCCCUCAGCCACUCCGCAGGCACGCCCAAAAUGUGGAGCCCAUCUCUGACGUGGAGUCUGAGGAAGAGGUGGAGGUCACCGACAUCAGCGAGGAGGACGAAGGUGACGUCUUCGCCCCGCCGCACCACAUCCACAACGGCCUGGGCCUCGCUCUGGUCCACCAGCCCCACCAUCCGCCGCAGGCCGCCACCGACAACGGCGUCGCGGCCGACGAGGACCUGGACGAGGACGUCUUCAAGACCCCGGCCGCGCCGCCCAACACCAACACCAGCACCAUCGCUCUCAGCGGCCCCUCCGGCGGCCUGGCCCUGCUGGGCCUGAAGAGCGAGCCGCGCGAGGUGGGCCUCGGCCCCGCCAGCCCCGGCGGCACCCGCUGCAUCCCCCUCAAGCUGCGCUUCAAGCGCCGCUGGAGCGAGGACCAGCGCCUGGAGGCCGGCAGCGACGAGGCCGACGACAAGAAGGUGCGCGCCGCCCCCGAGGAGGAUGAUUCCGCCUCCGCCGCCGCCGCCGGUCGCGACGAGCACCCCGAGGGCGACAUGGGCGCCUUCCGGCGGGCAGAGAACGGCGAGCGCCGCAGUCCCCCCUCCCCGCUCGUCCUGCCCCCGGCGCCCGCCCAGAGGAGGGUGAGCUCCGAGCUCCAGAGGGCCACGGCCCAGCUGUCCCUGGAGAACAACGGCUGCUGAUUUUGAACACACACAAGCACACACACAAACAUGCAUAUAUGAAUAUAUAUACACACACACACACACACACACACACACACACACACACACACACACACACACACACGUACAUGCCUACACACUAACAAAAUGCUGACACACCCUCUUAACCUCUCCCAUACAUGUUCAUCCAUACACAAAGCGUAAAACUAACAACGGACACAUACACAGUUUAGACACACACACACACAACAUGCAUUGGCGCAUGGUUUCUUAGACAGGUAAAGCAGACACACACACACAGACACACACAGACAGACAGACAGACAGAGGGAAGUGUCCCUUUUCUGAUACACAAGCAUACAUAUACUGUGUGUAGAGUUUAAAGCCUGUGCACACAAAUCUUUUCAAACUAUGUAUAUUGAAACAAAGUCCUGUUCUCAGUCACAUAACCUGCAGACACUGUAAAUACGACAGAACACGUAUACUGACGCUCCACAGUGCCGAGGCAGACACUAAACACCGCUUUUCUCCCAAUACUGACACGUCACCGAGCGGCUCAGGACAAAACUCCCUCCCUCAUUGGCUCCUGGUCCCCUUUGCCCUGCCUCCUUCAGUUAAGCCGGGCCCUCCCAUUGGCUUGUCCCGUGGCCCUAAAAAGACUGCCUCCUCAGCCAGUGAGGCAGCAAAAAAGCUGCCCGGCCUUGUCGUUAAGGGCCCUAGAAGAAGACUUUAAUACAUGCCUUCAACAUCAACAAACAAGAGAUUACAGAAGUGCCUGUCCCUUAGUCAAAACACACCAUUAUACGACCCAGAGGGAGAGGCGUGGGGGGGGGGAAGACCGUAGGAGACGCAGACGAACACGAGUUGCGUCCUAAAACCAGACUGUCUAGAUACUCACUAGACAUGUUUUGACUGACGGGAGUUCCACUUUAUUGCCUCUUCACACCAAUGGCCUUCUGGAGUCUGCCUUCUAGCAUAUGAUUAUGCCUGAUUCGACUUGGUCUGAGGGGGGAUGUAUUCUGUGAUUUUAGGGGACAGAAAGAAGUUGACAGACAGAUAGAUAAGUCGCCAUUAAGCAUCCCACCACCACCACCGCAUCCGCAUCCUUGAUUAAGUGAGUUUUGAUUCAAGGUCGUGCCACAUCAGGCCAAGUGUGUGCAAGUCCUUAAACUCCUAACAGGAAGUCCUUAAUUCCUCCUUCGCUGCCCUAGACUGACGGCUUGAAAAGAGCAGGAAAGAGGUCUGUGUCUGAUCGGCCCACUGCCAUGGGACCGCCUUCCCUGUCAUCCUCAGCCAAUUGGACCACCCUCGUGCCAGGUCGGGCCAAUGGGGUUCGCCCUUACCAGCAGGCCUUAGGCCGUAGUAGGACUGCCUUUUUGCUGGCCUCUGACGUUGGGACCAUGCUUCAGACUGAGAGGGGCCUUUCUUCACAUGUACAGCCAGGAUGCAGAAGAGAUUUUUAGGUGUUGCUUUGCUACCUGCAGUAACCAUGGUGAUGAUGAUGAAGAUGAUGAUGACUAUAAUGAUAAUGAUGAGACUGAUGUUGUGAUGUUAUUUUCUUUUCCCCUUCCCUGUUCUGUGUUGCUAUUACUCUUAUUCAUUCUAUGUCUGGGAAUGGAACCGGGGGAAAUUGCCUUAUAAGGAAGGCAAGCGUUUUAAAGGCAUUGCUUUUGACAUUUGCAGUGAAGAGUGGGUCUGGUGUAUAAUGCUCACUCACUCAAACAAGCGCACACACACACCCAUACACAAUGGUGAUAUUUAGCCAGGGAGUGUAUGUAUGUUUGUAUGUAUGUAGGUAUGUAUGUAUGUUUGUGUGUGGGUGUGGGAGUCAUCCCUAAAAUGUAAUGAUUUUAGAGCACAAAGUCCAACUCAGGCUGCGUUUUGUGGAUGAGGGAUUUAGUUUUCUAUGCGUUUCAAAUGGAAGAAUCUCAUCCCUGUUGCACUCACACCUGUGAACAAAUAGGAGCCCCAAGUGAGAUGAUGGUGCCUUAAACAUAUAACCGCCCCUGCUUUUAGAACACACACACACACACUCACACACACACUCAUACACACACACAGCCUUUAGAGAACACUUUACUCAAAUACGAGGCACCAGACUAAAUAAAACCUCACACUGCCAGUUUGCCUUCAUUUUAUAGCAUGUUUAGAGAGAAGAUAUACACAUAAGUAUUAUAUACAAUCUAUAUAUUUGAUACAGAUGAUUUCAUUUUCAGAACGUUAGUUUGAUAUAUCCCAUGAAUAGCUAUUUUUAAAAUGGUGUAAAAGUGGAAACGCGAGGGAAGAUUUUUUUCCACUUGAUUCUAGGCAGAUCAUCUCAACGCUCUUGUGACAAAUCAUUAAUGGUUGAUCCAAACAAUAAAAGAAGCCAUUGUGCUGCAAGUGAUCAAAAAAAUGGACAAAGUAUCUUAUAUAAAUAUAUAUAAAUAUAUUUACACAUAUACACACAUGCAUUUGUAAAUAGUCUGUAGCUAUAAAAUGAUGAAAACAGGCCUGUUUGGAGCCAUCAUGUUUAUUUUUGAACAAAAUGAAAUUUGGUGAGCGACUCUGCUGACAGAAGCAACACUACAGUGAGCGUCUGCCCCACGUAGCAAGGACCUAACCUGUCCAGGUGGACAACAAAAAAAAAAAAAAAGGAAAAAAAAUCGCAUAUAAACAAGCCUAAAGCUAAACCAAUCAGAAACGGACCCAGGGAUGAAGUCUCAGCACCUCUGUAUAUUUUUUCCAAGUCCUUCUUGUGUGCCUCUGGAAGCCCUCCUCUAGCAAGCGAGUGAGGGAGGGUGGGGGGGGGGAGUCCUCCACAGCCCCAUAACCCUGCCCAACCCCCCCCCCCCCCUCAGGAGCUGUCGCCUGUGCGCCGUCAAAUGAACCCUUGUCUUGAGUUUGGCCCUCGCAGGCUGCAUGGCCUCUGAGCAGAGCGAGGCCUCCAAUUGGUCCAUGCCAGACCUCACCGCUGCCUUACUCUUCAGGAAAAGAGAAAUAAACAAAACAUCAACAUGACAAAAAAACAAAAACAACAAAAAAAAAAGUACAGGAACAAAUAACGUUCCCCAUCAGUAUUGACUUGAUGUCUUUAUUAUUAAUAUUAAUAUUAUUAUAAUUAUUACAUUUUACUGUUCAUAUUAAUUUUUAGUUUUUAUGUUUCUUUCCAACAUUGAUACUAUUACUGUUAUUUCAAAAAGCCUCGCCUCGCAGUCAGCCCGACCCUUCCCAUGAUCCUUUGCGCUCGCGUGUGUGUGUAUGGACGGUCCUCCCCGCGUGUCCCAUCGCACACUGCUCUGUCCAGCUGACCUGUGCUGCCGUUGUGGUGAUUUGCUGUGUGUUUUUGGCUGCUCCGUGUCGUUAGAUGGUGAACCAAGAACAUGGGGAGGUUGCUGGGGAGGAGGGACAUAAUCUCCUAUCACAUUAUUUGUUAUAUGUUCUCUUUUUUUGGCCUUGUGUAUAUAUUAUAUAUAAAUAUAAAUAAAAAAUCUUUCUUUUUUUUCCUUUUUUCUUUGAUUUUUUUUUCCUUUUUUUUUUUUUGUGGGGGACUACCGGUAUGUAAGAAAAGACAUUGUAUUAUUUUACUGUGUAAAAGGUCUCUUUCUAUUAUAUAUAUAUCACUUCAUCUCUCUCUUUCUCUUUGUAUUUCCCUCUUUCAGCGGUUAUGUAACACUCUAUAGAGAGAGUUGAGAUCUUUCCCAUCAUGAUGAAACAUUUGUACUUUUUGUUGGUCUUGUAUUUUUUCCUUUUUCUCUUGUAAUUAAAACUGUAAUCAGGGUUCAUUAAAACAGGUU